UAUAUUGCAUGCCCUCUCCCCUCUCAAGCAUAUAUUUCUUGCUCCCUCACAAGACUCUCUCAUACAUAUCUCUCCUUCUUCUCCACAACCAAAAUUCACAAGCAAAGAGUUUUAACCACUCCUCAUGGCAGUUGAAACUCCUCAUAUGAGCCUCAAUUUCCCUUCACAACUUAUCAUAAACAGGGAUCUUGUGAAAGCAAAUCAAGCAAACAUGAAUUUAUACAACACCCAGAUGGAUUCUGGCCUUGUUUUCAAUGAACCAGUGCCUGAAACACUCAUGUCGUUCUAUCAGUCUUCUCUUGGUUGUGACCCAAUUUCUGCUGCUAAGGCAUCUAAUAAAGAUGAUAGUAGUCUCACCUACAAUGUUCCUGCUGUUGCUGCUCCAAGAAAGAGGGCUAGAGACUCGAUCAAUGAUGACAACUUUGAUGCUUUUCAUGCCUCUCAAAAGACCAAAGUCUCUCCUUUAUCUUCUUUUAUUGAUCACGAUAUCCUCUUUCAGAUCCAACAACAGCAAUCUGAAAUCGACCGUUUCAUUGAUGAUCAUAAUCAGAAAGUUAGAAUGGAACUUGAAGAGAGGAAAAAGAGGCAAUCAAGAAUGUUGGUAUCAGCAAUACAAGAAGGAAUGAUUAAGAAAGUGAAAGAGAAAGACGAAGAGAUUCAAAGAAUGGGAAAAAUAAACUGGUUUCUUCAAGAAAAAGCGAAGAGUUUAUACGUAGAGAAUCAAAUUUGGAGGGAUUUAGCACAAGCCAAUGAGGCCACAGCAAAUUCAUUACGGAGCAAUUUAGAACAAGUCUUGGCGCACGCAAGUGGUGGCGCUGCCACUCUGGCAGAUGAUGCAGAAUCCAGUUGCUGUGGAAGUAGUGAUCAUGGGAGGUGCACGUUAGCUGGUGGAGAAGAGGGUGCGGUGAAGGAUAAGAUGGUAGUGGUUAAGGAUAAUCUUAACCACAACAGGAUGUGUAGAAAGUGUGGGGAGAGGGAGUCAAGUGUGCUGCUGCUGCCGUGCAGGCAUCUUUGCCUGUGUACAUUAUGUGGGUCCAAUCUGAUUGGUUCUUGCCCAGUAUGUGAUUCUGUCAUGACUGCUAGUGUCCAUGUUAACAUGUCUUGAUGACUAAUUGUAGUCACUCUCGGUAAAAACAUGAAGAUAAUUCAGAAAGAAGAAAAACAUUAUAUGUAGUUCAUAGGAAUUUUUUCAUUGUUUCA
This is a messenger RNA of Populus trichocarpa (black cottonwood), 1200 nucleotides long. RefSeq names its product BOI-related E3 ubiquitin-protein ligase 1. Gene Ontology annotation, molecular function: ubiquitin-protein transferase activity. Bases 125 to 1105 code for a protein of 326 amino acids. The record is from RefSeq and is a predicted model, not a curated record. The transcript has 3 exons. NCBI's taxonomy places the organism in Eukaryota, Viridiplantae, Streptophyta, Magnoliopsida, Malpighiales, Salicaceae. Gene Ontology annotation, biological process: regulation of programmed cell death.